AAACCAAAAAUUGCGCCCUCUAUCUCCCAUUUCCGUAGUUUAGUCUUUUGGCACUGGGUGAGGGGGCGCCUCCGUCGACAGCUGGUGCAUCCUCUGUGUGAGAGUUGUCGGUUUGUGCAGCAGAGUAGAGAGGCCAGGGGCCAGUGGACAAAUCAGCCAUAUUUGUUGUUGUCUUUGAUGGGGGAGGUCGCUCGCCCCCAGCUCAGCUGCUGUUGUUGUUGUUGUUGUGUUCAGUGGCAGUGAUGUUUUAGUUGUUUGUUGUGGACGCAGUCUUGUGCUUCGAGCUGGCGGCGGCCGGUGGUGGCGGCGGCGGCGGCGGAGGUGGCGGCGGCGAUGUCGCGGCCGCGAUGCUCGAGUGGGAGGAAGGGGACAGGUUCAGUUUUGAGGAUUCGGACAGGUUUGAGGAGGACUCCCUGUGCAGCUGGAGCUCCGAACCGGAGAGUCUUUGCAACAACUGGCGGGGGUGGAAGAAGCCCUCCACGGGGGCGGGCACCUUCUGGGGCAGUGCCAGGCGGAGCAAUGACGAAAGUCAGCCUGUUCCUUCGCUAACCGAACUGGCAGCAAAAUGCGUCGCAUCUCACAUUCCCUUCGAGCUUGUCGAGCACGUUUAUCCUCCCGUUCCCGAACAACUCCAGCUCCGGAUAGCAUUUUGGAGUUUUCCCGACAAUGAAGAGGACAUCCGUUUGUAUUCGUGUUUGGCGAACGGAGCAGCCGAUGAAUUCACACGAGGUGAACACCUCGUCAGGAACAAUAUGGUCAAAGACCCACUACAAAUUGGUUUCCACCUCUCCGCCAGCGUGCAGCAAAACUACCGCGGCACCCAAUACGUGUCCGUCGCCGUAACCUUCGACCGUCGUCGCAUCUCCUCGUGCAACUGCACUUGCGACUCGACCGCCUAUUGGUGCUCCCACAUCGUCGCCGUCUGCCUCACACGCAUCCACUCCCCGCACUUGGUCACCCUCCGCGCCCCCGUCUCCGAGUCGCUGUCGCGCCUCCACCGCGAGCAACUCCAAAAAUUCGCCCAAUACCUCAUCAGCGAACUCCCCCAGCAGAUCCUCCCCACCGCCCAGCGCCUCCUCGACGAACUCCUCGGCUCGCAGCCCUCCGCCAUCAACUCCGUCUGCGGCGCCCCGGACCCCACAGCCGGCGCCAGCGCCAACGACCAAACCUCCUGGUACCUCGACGAAAAGGCCCUCCAUGACAACAUCAAAAAAAUCCUAAUCAAGUUCUGCGUCCCGGCACCGAUGGUCUUCAGCGAUGUUAAUUACCUGAGUACGGUCGCGCCCCCAGCUGCCGCCGAGUGGACGUCCCUCCUGCGGCCGUUGCGCGGCCGCGAACCGGAAGGCAUGUGGAAUUUGCUAAGUAUCGUCCGGGAGAUGUUUAAACGCAACGACCGCAAUGCGGUCCCACUGUUGGAAAUCAUCACCGAGGAGUGCAUGGCGUGUGAGCAAAUCUUGAUCUGGUGGUUCAACACCAAAGUAGCGCUCCUCUCGGGCAAUUCGGGCUAUGGGGGCGGCGGGGGCGGCAAACACAACAAUGUCAACAGCAACACGCAUGCCUCCCAGCACGCGUGCUCGUCCCUCUGCGACGAAGUCGUCGUACUUUGGCGCCUGGCGGCGCUAAACCCUGGCCUAGCCCCGCAUGAACGCGACAUGCUCCACUCGCAAUUCACCACCUGGCACAUGAAAAUCCUGGAGAAGGUGUCCAAGUGUCGCACCUCCAGCCAAACCAACUCCAAUAAGAGUAGCACCCUUAAAACCGACCUGGAGGUGUUCACCGGCUUCAAGCCGGCCAUUGAAGCGUGUUACCUGGACUGGGACGACUACCCCAUGCCUGGCAUCACCUACACCCAGGACAUCAACCCCAUGUACCACUGUCCGUUCACUUGCUUCCGCCAUGGCUCGGAGAACCGGGACGCCAUCACCCAGGUCAACUCCAGCAAGGCGUUGCUCAACUGCCACCACCACCACCACCACUACCACCACCACCACUCCCGGGUCACCCGCUUCGACUUCGUCUCGGUGAUGAGUCUCAACCCGGCCGAGUACCCACCUGGACGGCCACGUGACGGCAACCGCUCAAGCGUCAGCAGCGAGGGCUUCUGCGAGAACGACGACGAAGGCGCCGGCAGCGACUCCAGCGAAACGGCCAACAAGCCCCAAUACUCCCGGCGGCCGAGCAAAGACGAGUCCAGCGUUUCCAGCAACUCGGACACACCAAGUGACGAAUACAACGUCUAUUUCUACAACCCGAAGGACAUGGAGGGUUGCACCUCCAAGGAGGGCGAUAAGGACGGCGACAAGACCGUCUUCACCAACGUGCGCAAGUGCGACGACCCCUGGGACGUGCUCUUCGCCCGUGCUGAAGGCCUCCACGCCCACGGCCACAGCAAGGAAGCCUGCAUCCUGGGGGUGAAGCUGGCGGAGGAGCUGUUGGCGAACCCGCCGGACCUGAUGAUUGAAAUACCACCGAUCCCGAAACGCAAAGGGAAGAAGCAGCAAGUCAACCCGGCCUCGCACCAAUUGAGCUGUUUGGCGUCUGGGACUUUGGCCAAAUGCGCGUUUCUUUGCGCCGUCCUGGCCGAGAAUACGGAACACUACCACCUGGCGUUCCGCGUGGGGAUGUUCGGGCUGGAGAUGGCGCGACCGCCGGCGUCCACCAAACCCCUGGAGGUGAAGUUGGCCAACCAGGAGUCCGACCUGGUAAACCUCCUGAAGAGGAUUCCGCUUAACCACAAGGAGUUGCAAGUGUUACGCGAACGCGCCGAGCAUUUGAAAGAGGGGACGAUCAAGUCGCGUGGCGAAGCAAUGCUGCCAACUAUGUUGGCGAGCUUUAUUUUCGAUGCGUUGGUGAUUCCCGGAGUUGUGGGCAGGGACAGGACCAAGAUAGCGUCCUUGAGAUUGCCCACGGACGAGCCGCUGGGGUUCGAGGCGGCUGUGGCGGCCUUGGGCAUGAAGGCGAAUGUGUCGGAGGCGGAUCAUCCGCUGCUGUGUGAGGGGACAAGGAGGCAGAAGGGGGAUUUGGCGAUCACGUUACUGACGUUUUAUAAGGAUGAUUGUUGGAAGGUGGCGAGGAUUAUGGAUCGGUUGUUGGAUCGGGAGAUACAUCAGUUGUUGAAGUCGCCGUUGUUGAGUUCGUAUUAUUCGUCCAAUCCGCCGGUGAAGAGUCAGUACAGGAGGGAGGAGUGUGAGAAGGUGAUGACGACGACGUUGAGUACGUUUGUGCCGCCGACUGAGAUGGUGCCGAGUGAUAUAAAUUGUUGCAGCCGACCCCACAGCUCAACCAGUGCCGAAGUCGAGCAAGGUCUCGCCAACUUAAAUCUAGCAACCGGUACCACCGUACCAACCCAAAGCACUAGCACGGUUCAAAUAACCCGAACAAAAGAAUCACGUUAUAAGGGCAAACGUGCCUACCCUUCAAUUCCCAACCAACCAUCGGAAGCCGGCGCUCAUUUCAUGUUCGAAUUGGCUAAAAUCGUCCUAAAUAAGGCUGGAGGUUCAAGUAGUACCUCCCUCUUCACCCAACCUUCCACCAGCCAAAACCACCACGGUCCGCAUCGAGCCCUCCACAUGUGCGCAUUCCAAAUAGGGUUAUAUGCGCUUGGACUUCACAACUGUGUAAGUCCAAAUUGGUUAAGUCGCACGUAUUCGUCACACGUGUCGUGGAUAACCGGCCAAGCGAUGGAAAUCGGGGCGGCUGCGAUUUCCUUCUUGAUUGACACGUGGGAGGGGCAUCUGACUCCACCCGAAGCCGCAAGUAUCGCCGAUAGGGCGUCACGUGGGUGUGACCCUAACAUGGUAAGGGCGGCGGCAGAGUUAGCCCUUUCGUGUCUACCACACGCCCACGCCCUUAACCCCAAUGAGAUUCAAAGGGCGAUCCUCCAAUGCAAGGAACAAAGCGACGACAUGCUCGAACACGCCUGCUUGACUGUGGAAACCGCAGCCAAAGGGGGCGGAGUUUACCCCGAAGUCUUGUUCCAAGUGGCUAAGUACUGGUACGAACUGUACAUUCACCACACACCAGGCGGGGAACAAAUGAUGGAGAACGAACCAAUCAUGGACGCGCACGGCCCACUCGUCACACUCAUCGAGCCGGAGAUCCCGCCCACUAGCCCGGUCGUCGUGACAACGGCUCCGCCUCCGCCCUACCCCAUUACGAUACCGUACGCUGUGGGCCAUUACAAUUUCCUUCAUUAUGGGGGCCCUAUACACCCCCCAGUGCCCCUCCACCAGCCCCCGCCCAUGCCCAUGUACCAGUUCCAGUACCCGCCUCCGCCAAAUCAAGCCCCGCCCCAGUAUCCCGUCAAUCAGAUGCAACCGAUUCGGUAUUAUGGGAGUGUCCGACCGGUUUAUGCCCCGCCUCCGGGGAUGGUGCCACAGCAAGCCCCGCCUCCGAGACCGCCCAGACAGCCGCAACAGUUCAAUCAGACGCAGUUGAGGUAUUUGUUGACGGCCUAUAGGGUGGGCAUGUUGGCUAUGGAGACGUUGGCAAGGCGGGUGCAUGACGACCGCCCCCAGGCGAAGUAUGCGAGGAAUCCGCCCUAUGGAGAGGAUGUCAAGUGGUUGUUGAGGAUUUCCAAACAUUUAGGUACUCAGUACUUGCACCACUUUUGCGUUUGUGCUGUAAACUCGAUUGUGAGUCCGUUUGUGCUUCAUGAUGUUGCAAUUGAAGCGGCUCAUUAUUUGUCGAGGAAUAAUCCGACUAUGGUUAUGCAACAUUUAAGGACGGCUUUGACGCCUUUAGUACAGAAAUGUCAACAGAUGUAUAUACAGUGUAUGCAUCAAAAGUUGUAUCAUUUGACGUCGGCCGAUUAUGAGGAUUUUGUUAGUAUUGUGUGUGCUGCAAGGGCGGCGUUUCAAAUUACGCCCGAUGGGAGUGCACAAUUCAAGGAGUGGCUACAGUCGAUCAGAAGAUCGAAAUCGUGCAAAAAGGACCUCUGGACACAGAUAAACACCGCCCUUCAGGCCAACAGCAAAUGACAAAGGACCGAUUUAGGUCCCCAAAGUAGUAGUAGUUAUGUACGCGUCCAAGAAAUAGACGAAGCGACGACAACGCCGCACUUGUGCACUUAUCCCAUCGUCAGCACAGGGCUUCCAUCCGAUCUAAGUAGGCUGUUUCAUCAUCCGACGGUUUGUACGUUAGACAUUACACAACAACAACAACAACAACACGUCAACGAACAACAACAAUUUGACAUUUGGUCGGACAUUAGUUGAUCAUCAUCACGUGAUCGAUUUUUUUAAGUGAAUAUAAGCAAUUUUUCAGUGUUCUGUCACUAUUCUGAAGUGCUCAGGUUUCUUACCAUCUUUGCCUUCAUCAAAACUCUCUAGAUAAAACAAAGUAAUUACGUAAUUUUAUAAUCUAGGCAAUUGUUUUCGAAAAUCAUUCAGUUAUUAAGUUAGUGUUUUAAUUUUUUCCCUUUUAGUUUAAGUUUUUUUUUAUUAAUCAAUCAUUCAAUAACACUAGUAGAUAGUCAAGUGUUUUUUUUUUACAUAUAUUAUACAGGGUCGUCCAGCUCUGCUUCCGUCUUCUGUAGCUCAGUUAUUGGUAAAGUUAAGCUAAUAACUGAGCUACAGAAAAGGGGAGCUGGGCUGAACCACCUGUAUAUGAAAAAAAUUGUGUUCAAUUUCGAGUUGUACAGUUGGUGAGACGUCAAGUUGCGCAUAAAAUAUGUUAUCCAACUCAGGCAAAAUGUAUCAUAGUGACUAAAACGAGUAUUUUUGCAAAACUCUGAUCGGUUUUCACGAAUUGUUCAAUUGUUUUUGUGUAUAUUAUGAUCUCAAAGCACGAAUUCGUGCACAGUUCCUUCACAACGAACGCUUCAUUCAGUUGGGAAAAAACUGUGCCUUUGAAAUUAAACAGUCGAAAUAAUAAUCAAAAUUUCAGUCACGAACUGUGCACGAAUCUGUCAAAUUUCGUCUAGUUAUUUGAUUUUUUCGUAGUGGUAGGUACGUGUCAAAUUUAUUGAAAUAUGAUAAUCGUGGAAAAAAUCUUGUAUAAACCUCAGUAGCAUCAAUGUAACGUCAUAUUUCUUUAAUUGAAUUUCACAAGAGAGAAAUAAGGGCUGAUUUAAACUAUUGUAUAGCAAACAAUGCCGAUUGAUGUAAAAAAAAUUGUGUUAUUUUAACCGUCUCUCAGCUACUAACACUUUUCGUUCCCCCUCCACAUAUCAGUGUUAUCAGUGCCUGGAUCAAGAGCUUAUGUACAUAAUCAUCUCAUCACAGGCGGCGCAGCUCUUAUUUUCAUCACCGGCACUCGAAGAAAAAAUUUGUAUAUAACUCAAUGGUUGUCAAAAAAUUUUUUUUUGAUUUUUGUUGGUGCACAAAUAGCGACUUCGAUAUAAUAUGAUGAUGUAACCGCAUUAGUCUAAGUGUGACAGAAAUUAUAUUGAGUGUAAUUUAAAUAUUUUUACACAACUAUUUAUGUAUAAAAACAAAUGGUACACGUAGCUUAUAUAAUCCGUGUCUUGGAAUUAUUUUCAAUGUACAGUUGUAAUGGCCGACUCGCUGUCAUUUUCUUUGUGCAAGUGAGUUAAUAAAAUUUUAAAUUUG
Tribolium castaneum (red flour beetle) is the source of this 6551-nucleotide messenger RNA. It is a transcript of the gene Dora, whose product is annotated as Dorado. The record is from RefSeq and is a predicted model, not a curated record. The transcript is spliced from 6 exons. Bases 348 to 4979 code for a protein of 1543 amino acids. NCBI's taxonomy places the organism in Eukaryota, Metazoa, Arthropoda, Insecta, Coleoptera, Tenebrionidae. Gene Ontology annotation, cellular component: Cul2-RING ubiquitin ligase complex. Gene Ontology annotation, molecular function: zinc ion binding.